CGGCGCAGAAGUCGGAGACCCGAGCGGGAGGUGGAAGGCCGGGCUGCGGGGGCUGGGACCGUCCGCCCCGCUGGUGGGGCGGCGCCGGAGCGCAGAGCGCCGGGGGCAGGUGCGCGGGGCCGGGACCGCGGGGCGCAGGAGCGAGGGGGGCGCGUGGCGGGCACCGGCGGGCGAGCAGCUGACGGCGUCGUCACGGCUGCGGGGGAGUGCGCGCCCCGCCUGCCUCGGGAGGAGCCGAUCGCACGGCCGGUGCUGCCCGUCCAGGGCCAGGCGAGCGGGGAGAAGCCCGGAGCAGCCGCACUUCCGCAGUGUGUAGGCUGCGCAGCAGGCGUGGUUUGGGUUGUUUGUGCAAGUUCCACCGGGCGUCCCGGGCGCCACCUGCCUUUCUCCGCUCCUUCCUUCUCUCCUUGAAGACCAACCUGCGGCGCGCAGCCUGGCUCCCAGCGGCUCCUGCUUUCUCCCCCAUUUGCUCCAUUUGCACACCCACCGCCAGCCUCUGCAGGUGCUUUCUGGUUGAGAGUUGGAGCCCGCCAGCAACAUGCCAGAACAGAGCAACGACUACCGGGUGGCCGUGUUCGGAGCAGGUGGCGUCGGCAAGAGCUCCCUGGUCCUGAGGUUUGUGAAGGGCACGUUCCGGGAGAGCUACAUCCCCACCGUGGAGGACACCUACCGGCAGGUCAUCAGCUGCGACAAGAGCAUCUGCACGCUGCAGAUCACGGACACCACCGGCAGCCACCAGUUCCCUGCCAUGCAGCGGCUGUCCAUCUCCAAGGGACACGCCUUCAUCCUGGUGUACUCCAUCACCAGCCGGCAGUCCCUGGAGGAGCUCAAGCCCAUCUACGAACAAAUCUGCGAGAUCAAAGGGGACGUGGAGAGCAUCCCCAUCAUGCUGGUGGGGAACAAGUGUGACGAGAGCCCGAGCCGCGAGGUGGAGAGCAGCGAGGCGGAGGCGCUGGCCCGCCGGUGGAAGUGCGCCUUCAUGGAGACCUCGGCCAAGCUCAACCACAACGUGAAGGAGCUCUUCCAGGAGCUGCUCAACCUGGAGAAGCGCAGGACCGUGAGCCUCCAGAUCGACGGGAAGAAGAGCAAGCAGCAGAAGAGGAAAGAGAAGCUCAAGGGCAAGUGCGUGGUCAUGUGAAUGCCCUCCCAUGCCCCCUGCCACCUCACCUCCCCUCUUCCCCGUGAAACCCGCCGCCGUCAG
Myotis daubentonii (Daubenton's bat) is the source of this 1201-nucleotide messenger RNA. RefSeq names its product DIRAS family GTPase 2 (gene DIRAS2). Gene Ontology annotation, biological process: signal transduction. The record is from RefSeq and is a predicted model, not a curated record. Gene Ontology annotation, cellular component: membrane. Gene Ontology annotation, molecular function: GTP binding; GTPase activity. Lineage: Eukaryota; Metazoa; Chordata; Mammalia; Chiroptera; Vespertilionidae.